AUGAAGGAUGUUGUUUGCGAAUACAAAAUGGUGACCUGCUAUAACAGAGUAAUCGCCAUAAACUCAGAGCUGAGCGACAGACAGAGAAGUGCUGACCUUGUCACUGUGGAUAAAACAAUGUGGAUUCCAAUGCUUCUCAUCUCCUCGCUGCCGGUUUCAGGUGCACUGUGGGCAAAGUGGGAUGACAGAGGAGUUGUGGGAAGAACGAUCACAAUCGAUUGUCACUAUGCAGCAGAGUACCGCUCACACACAAAAUACUGGUGCCGUGGGAGGAGUCGCCCGUGUAGAGUUUUAGUGGAAACAAAUGAGCAACACGGACGGAGUGGAAGAGUGUCAAUCACAGAUAACCCGGCACGAGGAAUAUUUACUGUGACUGUGGAGGAUCUUCACUCUGGAGAUACAGGAUGGUACAGCUGUGGAAUUACAACAUCUGCCGACCAUCCAAUAUUUAACGUUUAUCUCGAAGUAUCUGACGUUUCAGCUGCAGUGUGGGGAGAUACAUAUGCAAGAGGAGUUGUAGGAAGAGCGAUCACAAUCGAUUGUCACUAUGCAGCAGAGUACCGCUCACACACAAAAUACUGAUGCCGUGUGCAGAGUCGCCAAUGUACAGAUAUGGUGGUAACAAAUGGGCAACACGGACGGAGUGGAAGAGUGUCAAUCACAGAUAACCCGGCACGAGGAAUAUUUACUGUGACUGUGGAGGAUCUUCAGUUUCGAAAUACAGGAUGGUACAGAUGUGGAAUUACAACAUCUAACGGCCGUCCAAUGUUUAACGUAGAACUCCAUGUAUCUGACGAACCCGUGUCUACUCCUGUGCUCAGAUAUCUGUCACCAGCAAAUGCCUCACGUCUCGGAGGCUCAGCGUCAGUGUCGUGUGAGUCUGUCCGUGGAUCCCUCCCCAUCCGUUACACAUGGUUUGAGAAGAACGAGCAUUGGGUUUCAACUACCGUGUCUGGCAAUCAACUGGAUCUGAGUUGUGAUAUCCUCGGAGGUCAACACCGUCAAUUUUACUACACAGCCUCAAAUAAUCGUGGGACAAAAUCCAGUGAAAGUCUCAACGUUAAAUUCUUCAAAGGAGCAGGAACGUGCAGUUAUGUGACAGAAAUCAACAAUGCAGUUUCAGGUGCACUGUGGGCAGAGAGCGAAGUAAGAGGGGUUGUGGGAAGAGCGAUCACAAUCGAUUGUCACUAUGCAGCAGUGUACCGCUCACACACAAAAUACUGGUGCCCUGGGACAAGUCGCCAGUGUACACAUGUAGUGGAAACAAAUGGGGAACAGGGACAGAGCGGAAGAGUGUCAAUCACAGAUAACCCGGCACGAGGAAUAUUUACUGUGACUGUGGAGGAUCUUCACUCUGGAGAUACAGGAUGGUACAGGUGUGGAAUUACUACACCUGGCGAACCAACAUUUAAAGUACAUCUCCAAGUAUCUGAAGAACCCGUGUCCGUUCCUGUGCUUGGAUUUCUGUCACCAGCCAAUUUCUCCUGUCUCGGGGGCUCAGUGACAAGGUCCUGUGAGUCGUUUCGGGGAUCCCUUCCCAUUAACUACAGCUGGUAUGUAAAUACCCCAUCUGGGGAUUCAAAGAUCUCAGACAACAAUGCCCUGGAUCUACAUUGUCAAUCCUUCAAACACCAGCACCAUCAAUAUUAUUGCACAGCCUCAAAUAAACGUGGAUCAAAAUCCAGUGAAAUGGUCAACGUGUCCAUCUCCAACAGUGACGUGUCCUGCAGUUUCCUGGUGAAAAUCAACGGCACUGGACUUGAAUAUUCUUGUGAAACUUCGAAAGGAUCCAAUGAUUUAUCAAGCAUAAUUUACAUAGUUGUGCCUGGUGUCACUGUGCUUCUCCUCAUUCUCAUCAUUACCUUCUUUUGGUACCGAAAGCGUAAAACCAAGGAAUCCAAGUACAAUACAUCACACGGUGAAGACAACAAUGAAACCCAGUUGGAAGGGAACCACAUUGAUUCAAAUCUGGAAAACAACAGGGCAGGUGACCAUUUGGAUAACAAUGAAGGUGGAAUCACGUAUGCAGUGGUGAAUUGUCAAAGGAAGUCGAGAUCAAGGCAGCAUGCGGCUGAAAACGCUGUCGUCUACGCAGAUGUCAAUUUUCAUCGCAACUGCCCAAAGGGCAUUCGGAAACCCCACUCUACUGGGACUCCAGAGAACACUGAGUCAAUCUGUGCCUCUGUCGUUUCUAAGGAGAGAUUUUUUAAUUCGGAAACCCCGGUCCCUCGACUGAGGAUUAUCUGGUUCCCUGCCGAGACCCACAAGAGUCAGAGGUGCACCGUGGGCGGAGAGCGAAAACCCCUGUCUGUUCCUGUGCUUGGAUUUUUGUCGCCAGGGGGCUCGGUGACAGUAUCCCGUGAGUCUGCCCGCGAUCCCUUCCCAGUAACCACACCUGGUAUGAAUAUAACCCACCUGUGGAUUCCAAGAUCUCAGAAAACAAUAUCCUGA
Messenger RNA from Amblyraja radiata (thorny skate), 2451 nucleotides. RefSeq lists its product as uncharacterized. Gene Ontology annotation, molecular function: transmembrane signaling receptor activity. Lineage: Eukaryota; Metazoa; Chordata; Chondrichthyes; Rajiformes; Rajidae. The transcript is spliced from 14 exons. The record is from RefSeq and is a predicted model, not a curated record. Gene Ontology annotation, cellular component: plasma membrane.